Molecule: messenger RNA, 4077 nt
Organism: Fraxinus pennsylvanica
Lineage: Eukaryota; Viridiplantae; Streptophyta; Magnoliopsida; Lamiales; Oleaceae
Source: the annotation of a GenBank genome assembly
AUGGGGGCAUUGGCUUUUCGAUUUCCAGUUCUCCAAUGCGGCGGAGGCGGUGGCGGUGGAGGUGGUGGGUUUCCAUCAUUUCUUCCCAAGGAAAUUCACAAUAUCAGAGACCCUUCAGCAAGAACAUUGGCUCAGAGAAUCCGAAGAGUUCCUGUGCAGAUUGGAUUUUCUGAAAAUUGCAUAAUGAGUAGCUGCGUGACACCAACCAUGUAUCGUGAUUCCAAUCCUGUGGUUCUUCUCCACUGUUUUGACAGUUCUUGUUUGGAAUGGAGAAGUGCAUAUCCAUUGCUUGAAAAAGCUGGUUUAGAGGCUUGGGCUAUAGAUAUUCUUGGAUGGGGUUUCUCUGACUUAGAAAGACGUCCGCCGUGUAAUGUAGCAUCUAAAAGAAACCAUCUUUAUCAGCUAUGGAAAUCACAUAUCAAAAGACCAAUGACAUUAGUUGGACCAAGCCUUGGUGCAGCAGUUGCAAUUGACUUUGCUGUCAAUUUCCCCGAAGCUGUUGAUAGUUUGGUCUUGAUUAAUGCAAGCGUCUAUGCAAAAGGCACAGGAUACAUGACAAAAUUACCGAAAGCGAUGGCAUACGCAAUGGUCUCUCUCUUGAAGAGCAUUCCUAUACGGUUCUAUGCAAAGCGGCUAGUUUUUGAGGGUCUUCCUUUAUCUAGGACCAUAGAUUGGAUGAAUGUUGGCCGCCUUCACUGUCUCUUACCUUGGUGGGAAGAUGCUACAGUCGAUUUUAUGCUCAGUGGGGGCUAUAAUGUUUCUGGGCAAAUAAAACAGGUGAAGCAGAAGACACUUAUUGUCUGCAGUGAGGAUGACAAAAUUAUCAGCAGUGAAUUCUCAGAGAGACUGCAGAGUGAACUUCCGAAUGCAGUUAUACAGAAAGUAUCAGAGUGUGGUCACAUGCCUCAUGUCGAGAAGCCAGACGCUAUUGCUCGGUUGAUUGUUGAUUUUGCUGACAGCGAAGGUUGUAACAAGAAGCCAGUUUCUUACUUAAACGACGACUUAUCUGCUAACAACUUGCGUCUAGGGGCAAAACGGUCCUUCAAUGGGAGUUGUCUUCUAAUCAGGAGGAUGAGUGCAAUUUUAUUGGCAGAUGCAGUUCUGAGGACUCUUCCUUGCCAGCCAAAUGGUUUCUCAGGGAUGCAAAACUGCCACAAUUUGUUUUUUGAUCUUAAGUGGCAUCAUUCUUUGAUUCAUAAAAGAUUUUCCAAGAAAAAGAGAAAAUCCUUGUACGUGAGUGCUUGGCCCGAUAGAUCAAGACUUGUUGUCUUUUCAAGUAUGGGAGGUGAUUCUAGUGAAGAUUUCUCAAAUCUUUUUGAUGACGAUGAUGGUCCAUCAGGGAAAAGUAAAGUAUUGGAGAUUGGUGAAAAUGAACUUUUGGCUACUCGAGAAGCUCUUUCUGAGGCACACGCAAGAGAAGAAGCUAUUGAGAAAGAGAGGGAUAAGUUACUUGAAGAGUUGGCUCGAGCAGAAGCUAAACAACAGGAAUACAUGGCCACUAUCAUGCAUGAUAAGGAACUGGCUGUUACAGAACUUGAGGCGGCUAAAGCUCUAUUCCAUCAGAAGCUUCAGGAAUCUGUAGAGGAGAAGUUCAAUUUGGAAUCUAAGUUGGUCCUUGCAAAACAAGAUGCUGUUGAACUUGCAAUUCAGGUUGAAAAGUUGGCAGAGAUUGCUUUUCAGCAGGCCACAUCUCACAUAUUAGAAGAUGCCCAAAUGCGAGUUUCUGCUGCUGAAACUUCUGCUGCAGAGGCUGCUUAUCGGAUUGAGGAACAAAUACGGAGUGCAACUGAAGGGACUAUAGUUUCUAUUGUGAAGCAGUCUAAAGAUGCAAUAGAUAAGGCUUUGGCUGCUGCUCAAGCAGCGGGUGACCAUACAGAAAAAGCCAUGGCGGCAUUCACCGUUGAUUUAAAUCCGCUUGAAGAGAUUGUCUCUAUCAAGUCUCAGAACGUUAAGUUACAGAAUGCAGUAACUGAUUUUGAAUCUCAAUUAUUAGGUUCCAAAAAUGAGAUUGGUAGAUUGAAGUUAGAGUUGGAACAAACCCUGCUGCGAGCACAAGCAUAUGAACUCCAGGCACGUAACUCUGAGAAAGAACUGCUUGAUUUUCAGGAAUCAACUAGGAAAGUGUUCCUCCAACAGGAAGAGGAAGUUAGAAUAUUGUUGGAGAAAAUGAAAAAGGAUUCUACAGAUAAAAGGAAGGCUGCUUCAAAGGCUUUUAAGGUUGAGUUGGAGACUAUUAAGGCGGCUCUUGAAGCUGCUAAAGGAGCAGCUUGGUCUAAAGAUGAGGCUUACAUGAGAAGAUGUGAAGCUCUGCAGAGAUCUUUGAAAGCAGCUGAAGCUACUUCAAAGACAUGGAGGCAAAGAGCGGAAAUGGCAGAAUCACUGUUGUUGAAGCAGGUCCCACUUAGUGAACAGGAUGAGGAUGCAAUUUAUGUUGUUAAUGGUGGCCGAAUAGACCUCUUGAUGGAUGAUGAUUCACAAAAAUGGAAAUUACUGAGUGAUGGUCCUCGCAGGGAGAUCCCUGACUGGAUGGCACGUCAGAUUCGUUCCAUUCAUCCCAAGUUUCCACCUAGAAAGACUGGCUUGCCUGAAGCAAGGUUCUCAAAAUUCAAAACUUUGGAGUUGCCCAAACCAGAUGAAGUGUGGUCCAUCGCCCGGGUAAAGACAAAGGAAGACGACACACUUGUUGAGCACGUGAUGGAGAAAGAAAUUAUUGAAAAGAAACGCAAGGCUUUGGAGCGUGCUCUUCAAAGGAAGACAAUCAAAUGGCAAAGAACUCCAGAAGAAACAAAAUUAGAGCCAGGAACUGGUACUGGACGUGAAAUAGUGUUUCAAGGUUUCAAUUGGGAGAGCUGGAGAAGACAGUGGUACCUUGAGCUUGCUCCUAAGGCCGCUGACUUGUCACGCUGUGGCAUUACAGCUGUGUGGUUUCCCCCACCCACAGAAUCUGUUGCACCUCAAGGUUAUAUGCCUUCCGACCUUUACAACCUGAACUCGGCCUACGGUUCUCAGGAAGAGUUGAAGUCCUGUAUAGAGGAAAUGCAUAAUCAAGAUCUUCUGGCCUUGGGAGAUGUUGUAUUGAAUCAUAGAUGUGCUCAUAAGCAGAGUCCAAAUGGUGUCUGGAACAUAUUUGGAGGCAGGCUUGCCUGGGGGCCUGAAGCAAUUGUUUGUGAUGAUCCAAAUUUCCAAGGGCGUGGAAAUCCUUCCAGUGGUGAUAUUUUUCAUGCGGCACCAAACAUUGAUCAUUCACAGGACUUCGUUCGUAGAGAUAUAAAGGAAUGGCUGAACUCGCUCAGAAAUGAUAUUGGUUUUGAUGGGUGGCGCCUUGAUUUUGUGAGAGGCUUCUCUGGUGGAUACGUGAAAGAAUAUGUAGAAGCUUCUAAUCCUUCUUUUGCAAUUGGAGAAUACUGGGAUAGUCUAGCUUAUGAAGGUGGUAAUUUGAGUUACAAUCAAGAUUCUCAUCGGCAACGCAUAGUUGACUGGAUAAACGCAACAGGUGGCACCUCUUCUGCAUUUGAUGUCACAACAAAGGGUAUUCUCCAUUCUGCACUGCAUAAUCAAUAUUGGAGAUUAAUAGAUCCUCAAGGGAAACCAACAGGAGUUAUGGGAUGGUGGCCCUCUCGUGCUGUCACAUUCUUAGAGAAUCAUGAUACUGGAUCUACACAGGGUCAUUGGCCAUUUCCAAGAGAGAAGCUUACACAAGGAUAUGCUUACAUUUUAACACAUCCCGGAACCCCUGUGGUAUUUUAUGAUCAUUUUUACGAUUUCGGCAUCCGUGAUUCCAUAACUGAGUUGAUCGAAGCUCGGAGACGUGCUGGAAUCCACUGCCGCAGCCCCAUAAAAAUAUACCAUGCUCAUAAUGAUGGUUAUGUUGCGAAAAUUGGUGAUACACUUGUAGUGAAGCUUGGACAUUUUGAUUGGAAUCCUUCCAAGGAAGUUGAUUUGGAUGGAACCUGGCAGAAGUUUGUGGACAAAGGAAUAGACUAUCAAUUAUGGUUGAGACAUCUAGGAAGGAUUUUUUUCUUUCCUGGAGUGAGUAUUUAUAUGGAUAAGUUUGCUGCUGAGGAAUUAAGCUGCUAA